UGACGCAAGACCAGACCAACUUCCUAUCUCCCCUGUCUCUCCAAAAAUGGCGGACGCGUGUGGCCAAAUAUUGCUGGGAUCAGGGCUCACCGUCCUCUCCCACCCUCUGAUGUACAUUAAAGUCCUGAUCCAGGUAGGACAUGAGCCGCUCCCUCCCACCCUGGGCAGGAACCUGUUUGGCAGACAAGUUCAUCAGCUGCCUGGACUCUUUGCUUAUGCAAAACACAUCAUCCAGAUCGAUGGGAAAGCGGGUCUCUUCAAUGGGCUUGUUCCCAGGCUCUGUGCCGGCUCCAUCGGCACCAUAGUGCACAGCAAAGUUCUGCAGAAAUGUCAGGAACAAGGCACGCCUCAGGUACUGGGAGGUCAGCAGAAGGCUGUGGAGGGCUCCCUACAGCACGUGGUUAACGAGACGACCAAAGAGAUGAUCGCUCGCUCCUGUGCCACCGUCGUCACGCAUCCCUUUCAUGUGAUUACUUUGCGAUGUAUGGUCCAGUUUAUUGGGAGAGAAACAAAAUACAGCGGGGUGUUUGACUCCAUCGUCACAGUCUACAGAGAAGAGGGCAUCCUGGGCUUCUUUGCUGGUUUGAUUCCUCGUCUGCUCGGUGACGUCCUGUCUCUGUGGAUUUGUAACUUGCUGGCUCACCUCAUCAACACAUACGCCAUCGAUGACUCGAUGAGUCACACAGGAGAAAUCAAGAACUGCUCUCAGGCUGUGACCGGGUUCUUUGCCAGUAUGCUGACGUAUCCUUUUGUUUUGGUGUCAAACCUCAUGGCUGUCAAUAACUGCGGGCUUGCUGGAGGCCUGCCCCCCUAUGCAUCAGUAUACCCCACCUGGGUGGACUGCUGGAGGCAUCUAAGCAAAGAGAGCAACAUGAGCAGAGGCAACAGUUUAUUUUUCCGGAAGCUUCCGGCAGGCAAGAUGUACGCAAUUGACCAGAAGAGAUUUUUUUAAAGCCUCAAGAGAACUGAGCUGAACAUAGUUGUGAUAAUGAAACCAAACAAAAAAAUAUCAACCUUGCCUGACCUGGGGAUGGACAGUCGGCACUUAAUCUUUUUUUUGUAUGCACUUGUUUACUACGAGGGUUUUUCUUCUUCUUCUUGAUAACCUGCCAUGUGAAAUAAAAAAAAACCCCAUUAAUUUCCAGUUAAUUUCUAAGUUUUGUUUUAUUAACAGAAAUGUACAGAUUGAAACUGCAGGGCUGUAGAAUGAGAUGGAGCAUUACAUAUUUUAAAAAAAACAACAAAAAACAUGUACAAAAUGUGAUUGGAUUAGCUCCCAUGUUUUUUUUUUUUUAUUUUUUAAAUAUAGAUUAUCGACAAUGACUCCCCUUCAUCCACGUGAUGGGAUUUGUUUGUUGAAAACAGCACUUAAGUCUGCAUGUGGUUAUGUCUAUUAAUUCACGUUAGUGAUCAAGUGGGACCUCUUGUCAUGUGGUAUUGUGUGUCAAGUGUUAAUUAUCAUGGCGCUCGCUGCUUGGCGGUAAUGCUAGUGGAAAGGAGGGAAAGGCCCCGGCGGAUGUUCAGGUGCAUGUAUGGGAUGUACAGAGGCAUGGAGGCUAGCCUGAGCUGACCAGUCUGUCUUGGCACUCUGAGCAGCCGAGUAAUUGUAUCAGCUCAUUCUGACCGACCCGAAUAAAAACAGCUUUUUUGACCUUG
Perca fluviatilis (European perch) is the source of this 1656-nucleotide messenger RNA. It is a transcript of the gene mtch2, whose product is annotated as mitochondrial carrier homolog 2. The transcript has 13 exons. The coding region runs from base 47 to 952 and encodes 301 amino acids. The record is from RefSeq and is a predicted model, not a curated record. Gene Ontology annotation, biological process: positive regulation of apoptotic process. Lineage: Eukaryota; Metazoa; Chordata; Actinopteri; Perciformes; Percidae. Gene Ontology annotation, cellular component: membrane; mitochondrion.